This is a messenger RNA of Prunus armeniaca (apricot), 252 nucleotides long. NCBI's taxonomy places the organism in Eukaryota, Viridiplantae, Streptophyta, Magnoliopsida, Rosales, Rosaceae. The record is from the annotation of a GenBank genome assembly.
AUGGAUUAUCGCUUUGGACACCCACGCGCUGCCGGCGCGUGGGCGGCGCGUGGGCACUGUAGCUGUGGGGCAUUUUUGUCCCAAUGUGAUCCUCUCGAUGUCACGAGCGCGAUUCGACGGAUUGUAAAACGGAGCCUCGGAUACUCCGGAAAUGCCAACCCUGGGGUUAGGGUUUUAGUAACCGUUCGAUCCUGCGAUCGUGAGCAAUCCGACCGUCCGAUCUGGACCAAACUUGCAGGACGUGCAUCCUAG